AUGCUCAAACUUUUGCCAUUGCUGGCACGCCUGGACUCGACUGCCCUAAAGCAACCCAAAGAACUCUUUUCCUACAGCAGAGAUGAAAGCGGCGAAUGGAAUAUUGAUGAGCACGUGAGCAAAGACGAAGCCCUCAGUUACUAUUACUUCCCCGAUUCCUAUGUGGAUCAGCAUAUGGAUCUUCAGGCGGGAUUCAAGUCAUUUCGCAAGAUUCCCGAGGAGCAGAACAAGGCACAUUUCCCGCUGCUUCUUGCGGCCCUCCAACAGCACGAACAGAAGACAGGUAAGAAAGUCGCAGUUGACAUCAUCACUUUCAGAGGAAUUAUGACCAAGUUGCUAACACUCCCUUACAACAACAACAAUGGAUUCCGCUUGCACGUGCUUGCCUUUGACGGCCAGCUUUUCAUACGUAACGACGACGAUUUCGACUUACAAGCGCGCCAGAAGGAACGCGAGGCUCUUUCACCUGAUCGACAACGUUACCUCGAUUUGUGUGAGUAUGGUGGAUACAAGUUUGAGGCUUUGGCUACGCUUCCUAAGCCAUGGGCGCAAUGCAACCGGAGCACGAUCGAAAAGAGGACGAAAAAGACGGUUUCGAGCUAUGAACAGUACAUCAGCGUGGUGAGGACAGGUAUAGGAAAGAUCAAGACGCUUUUGGCAGGCGAGGUUGAUUGCAUCUGGGACUAUGUCCCGACUGAAAAGGGGGAUAGCAUUCUUAGUCAUUAUGCGGAAUUGAAAACGAGUCGGGUUGUCGAAACUCCACAAAAUGCUUCGGCCUUUGAAAAGAAACUUUUCCGUACGUGGGCGCAAUGCUUUUUACUUGGGAUCACAAGGAUUGUCUACGGAUUUCGUGAUGAUCAACAUAUAUUGACUGAUGUUGAAGUGUAUAAUACAGAGGAGGUACCUCUUGUGCUUAAAGAGAAGCGCAUAGUUUGUGUUGAUGCCUUGAAAUGGUAUGGAGCUGUAUUGGAAUGGCUUCGACUGAAUGUGGACCCAUCCGACGAACUGACAACCUACACAGUGACAUAUGACCCAGGACUGCGCAGUUUCCUGUUGGCUGAAUGUAUUGGCGACGAUGGGCGUCGUGUGAGAAAGGAAAUUUUGACUGAUGAAUUUUGCGGAUGGCGGGAACAGCUCAGACUGAAGUAA
Clavispora lusitaniae ATCC 42720 is the source of this 1149-nucleotide messenger RNA. Its product is annotated as decapping nuclease. The record is from RefSeq and is a predicted model, not a curated record. Lineage: Eukaryota; Fungi; Ascomycota; Pichiomycetes; Serinales; Metschnikowiaceae. Gene Ontology annotation, molecular function: mRNA 5'-diphosphatase activity. Gene Ontology annotation, cellular component: cytosol; nucleus. Gene Ontology annotation, biological process: NAD-cap decapping; nuclear-transcribed mRNA catabolic process.